AUAUAGGCAGCCUAAGGAGCAAACGUUUCAGUGAUGAUGUCUCUUCUGUCAGGAUUUACCCGUUUUUGAUGACAGCACGGGAUUAGCCUGACUCGGUUGCGACGUAGUCCCUUUUUCAAAUGUCCGAUCGUCACACGAACGUGCUUCUAGUUAAAAUUUUCAUAUAGACAUUAUAAUUUAUAAUCUAUUUAUUAAAAGAUCAUAUAAUAAAUUUCUUAUAGAAAUCAUUAUAUAAUGUUACAAAUUUUAAGAUUUGAGAUAAACGUCGACAGUGGUUGUUAAGCGAUAAAAAUUAUUGUCUCUAUAUCUCUUUGUCUUUCUCUCUCUCUCUUUCUCUCUCUCUCUUUAUCUCUCUCUCUUAAUUUGUGAUUACGAGUACAUUCCUGUGAUAUAGAUAAUAAUACAAGAAAAUUAUCUUAUAAUAACAGAAGAUAAAGUGAUCUCGUUGAAGUGUUAAAGCUGAAAUUAUUGAUCGAAUUAUCGAGAGAAUUUUCGUUUUACAAAUAUGUCGCCUCAAGAAAAACUUGCUACAUCAACCGAUUUAAAUUUAACGGAUCAUGCCUGUGAUACUUUAUCUCGGACUUCAAAUUCUACUGAUAAACAUGCAAAUCGUAAGAAUUCCUCGAAAGAUCUUAAAAAUCAACUUGCCAAUGUGAAGGAUCCGAAGGAUAUGGAUUUCGAUGAUCUUCUACCUUACGUCGGGGAGUUUGGAUUAUAUCAGAAGAUUCUCUUCGUUAUGAUGAUACCCUUUGCCUCGUUCGUUGCUUGGGUAUAUUUCUCUCAAAUCUUUCUUACCCUAGUACCGGAAGGACAUUGGUGUUGGAUACCAGAGUUAGAAAAUCUUACCGCCGAAGAAAGAAUCGCAUUGGCAAUACCACCUGAAGGCGAAGGCUAUUCAAAGUGUAUCAUGUACGAUACUAAUUACACUGAAAUCCUGUCGAAAGGAAUAAAGGUCAGCGAUCCAACGUGGUCAAUAAAAAAGUGUCAGCAUGGUUGGGAAUUUAACUACACGGACAUUCCCUAUUCAACUAUAGCAACCGAGUUUGAAUGGGUUUGUGAUGACAGUGCUUUACCAAAUACAGCCCAGAGCAUCUUCUUCGUUGGUGCCAUUUUUGGUGGAUUGAUAUUUGGAUGGAUCGCCGAUCGAUUUGGACGAGUACCAGCGUUGGUUGGAGCAAAUAUUACUGGCUUUUUAUCAGGUGUUGCCACGAUCUUUGCCGGAAAUUUCUGGGAAUUUGCUGUGUGUCGUUUCUUCUUUGGUUUUGCUUUCGACAAUUGUUUUACAAUGAUGUAUAUAUUAGUCUUGGAAUAUGUCGGACCGAAAUGGCGUACAUUUGUUGCUAACAUGUCGAUAGCGAUUUUCUUUACUUUCGCAUCUUGCAUCUUACCUUGGAUCGCUUAUUUCUUGGCUGACUGGAAACUGACAUGCUUGGCAACGUCCGUUCCCCUAAUUUUAGCUGUAGUAUCACCAUGGUUAAUACCGGAAAGUGCAAGAUGGUUAGUCAGUCAAGGACGAAUAGAUAAAGCCAUAGGGAUCUUGAGAAAGUUCGAACGGAUUAAUGGUACAAAGGUUCCCGAUGAUAUUUACAAACAAUUCCAAGAAACCUGUGCUAAAAUACGUAAAGAAGAGGAAACUGAUAAAUCUUAUUCCGUGUUGGAUCUAUUUAAAAGUCCACGGCUACGUAAGAUAACGAUCUUGUUCAUCGUGAUUUGGAUGGCGAUUUCUCUGGUCUUCGAUGGUCACGUGAGGAAUGUCGACAAUCUUGGUCUAAACGUUUUCAUCACGUUCACCGUUGCUGCAGCAACCGAAUUACCAGCUGAUACUUUCUUGACACUGGUCCUUGACAGAUGGGGUAGAAGAUGGUUAGCCUGCGGUUCAAUGGUGAUAUCUGGAAUCUUCAGUAUCUGGGCUUGUGCUGUUUCAAAUAAUAUUUACUCUGCUACUCUGGCUAUAUGUGGAAGAUUUUGGGUAAACAUUUCCUACAAUAUAGGUUUGCAAUAUGCGGCUGAAGUUCUGCCAACUGUAGUACGUGCUCAAGGAGUCGCUCUAAUUCACAUAAUGGGAUACGUCGCUAGUAUUUUAGCACCCUUUGUAGUUUAUUUGAAUAUCAUCUCUUCGAUCCUUCCAUUAUUACUCUUAGGUAUCUUUGGAAUUAUAGGAGGUCUUUUGACUCUCUUCCUGCCAGAAACAUUAGACAAAGAUCUGCCACAGACUUUAGAAGAUGGUGAGAAUUUUGGUUUGAAUCAAAAAAUGUGGGAUGUACCUUGCUUCUCGAAAAAAUUGCAAGACAAAGAACCUCCGGCACCUGAAAUAUUCCGAUCAUUUGGCAGAACUAGCGCGAGAAUUUCGAUGAGAGCAUCUCUUCGUGGUGAAGUGAUGCGAAGUAAUCUAAUUCAUAGAUCUAGCAUGAAAUCACAAAAGAAUACAAGUCCAACAGUGGAAAUGGCAAAAUUAUAGCGUACAAAGUCAAUGUCUUUCGUUUGACUUCUGAAAAUUGUGAUAUCAAAAAUUAUUGAAGUCGUUUUAAAGCUUCGAUAAUACUGGCCAAAAAACGAAUCAAGUGAUACGAUAUGAUAUUCGUGAAAAAAUGACGAGUAUAAAAAUAAAGGUUUUUAGACAAAAAAAAA
Messenger RNA from Vespa crabro (European hornet), 2628 nucleotides. RefSeq names its product organic cation transporter protein. NCBI's taxonomy places the organism in Eukaryota, Metazoa, Arthropoda, Insecta, Hymenoptera, Vespidae. Gene Ontology annotation, biological process: transmembrane transport. The record is from RefSeq and is a predicted model, not a curated record. Gene Ontology annotation, molecular function: transmembrane transporter activity. Gene Ontology annotation, cellular component: membrane. Bases 506 to 2458 code for a protein of 650 amino acids. The transcript is spliced from 8 exons.